CGUCACUUGAACUUCACCCCUCCUCCACUCCACCGAGGUUCACACAUACGGCACAUCGCACCCCGAUGGGCGCCCCCCUUAGUCCCCUACUUCCAUUCUUCCACAAAAAAACCCCGCGUCAUUCUCAAGAAUAAAUACUCCCUUCCCGUCGUCAACAUUUCCAGUCUCUUUUCCAGAUCAUCUCAUCAUCUCCUCUUCACUCUUCUCUUUUAUCGGCAUCCUCAUUUGAUACCCAGUACCCUCCCUCUCCUCUACAGCAUCUCAUAUAUCAUACACAAUGGCUCCCCUCACUGUUGAGCUGUCCACCCCUGUUACUGGUACCUACCAGCAGCCCAUCGGCCUCUUCAUCGACGGCAAGUGGACCGAGGGUGUCGACAAGCAGAAGUUCGAGGUCAUCAACCCCUCCACCGAGGAGGUCAUCACCUCCGUCUGUGAAGGUACUGAGAAGGAUAUCGACUUGGCUGUUACUGCUGCCCGCAAGGCUUUCGAAGGUGAAUGGAGAAGCACCUCACCUCAAGCUCGAGGCAACUACCUUCUCAAGCUUGCCGACCUUGCUGAGAAGAACCUCGAUCUCCUUGCUGCUGUUGAGUCUCUCGACAACGGAAAGUCCAUCACCAACGCCCGUGGUGAUGUCGGCGCCGUUGUUGGCUGCCUACGAUACUAUGGUGGCUGGGCCGACAAGAUCGAGGGAAAGACCAUUGAUAUUGCCCCUGACAUGUUCCACUACACCCGAUCUGAGCCUAUUGGUGUCUGCGGUCAGAUUAUCCCCUGGAACUUCCCUCUUCUCAUGCUGGCAUGGAAGAUUGGCCCUGCACUGGCCACUGGUAACACUGUUGUCAUGAAGACUGCUGAGCAGACUCCUCUCUCUGCCCUGGUCUUCACCCAGUUCAUCGAGCAGGCUGGAUUCCCUGCUGGUGUUUUCAACCUUGUUUCUGGCUUCGGCAAGACUGCCGGUGCUGCUCUCUCUGCCCACAUGGAUGUUGACAAGAUCGCAUUCACUGGUUCCACCGUCAUUGGCCGACAGAUCAUGAAGUCUGCUGCUUCCUCUAACCUCAAGAAGGUCACUCUUGAGCUUGGUGGCAAGUCUCCCAACAUCGUCUUUGACGAUGCUGAUAUUGAGGAGGCCAUCAACUGGGUCAACUUCGGUAUCUACUACAACCACGGCCAGUGCUGCUGUGCUGGUACCCGUAUCUUUGUCCAGGAAGGCAUCUACGACAAGUUCCUCGCUGCUUUCAAGAAGCGAGCUGAGGAGAACAAGGUCGGUGACCCUUUCAACGAGGAGACCUUCCAGGGCCCCCAGGUCUCUCAGCUACAGUACGACCGCAUCAUGGGUUACAUCAAGGCUGGUAAGGACGAGGGUGCUACCAUUGAGACCGGUGGUGAGCGCCUCGGCAACAAGGGUUACUUCAUCAAGCCCACUAUCUUUUCUAAUGUCCGCCCCGACAUGAAGAUCAUGCAGGAGGAGAUCUUUGGCCCUGUCUGCGCCAUUUCCAAGUUCAAGGACGAGAAGGAGGUCAUCGACCUUGCCCACGACACCGCCUACGGUCUUGCUGCCGCCGUCCACACCAAGAACCUCAACACAGCUCUCCGAGUUUCCAACGCAUUGAAGGCUGGUACCGUCUGGGUCAACUGCUACAACAUGUUGCACCAUCAGCUCCCAUUCGGAGGCUACAAGGAGUCUGGAAUCGGUCGGGAAUUGGGCGAGGCCGCGUUGGCAAACUAUACACAGAACAAGUCGGUUGCCAUUAAGCUGUACUAAGCAAAGCGGACUGGGCAUUUACGGAGGAUAUAUGGGCGGCGUUGUAACUGCGUGAUCAAUUUGUACAUGAUUCCAUAUUUAGUUUUACGGCUUUGACGAAGAAAUGCCAAAAAUUGAUAAAUCGUUCUCA
Messenger RNA from Fusarium oxysporum Fo47, 1889 nucleotides. Its product is annotated as aldehyde dehydrogenase domain-containing protein. The coding region runs from base 278 to 1759 and encodes 493 amino acids. NCBI's taxonomy places the organism in Eukaryota, Fungi, Ascomycota, Sordariomycetes, Hypocreales, Nectriaceae. Gene Ontology annotation, molecular function: aldehyde dehydrogenase (NAD+) activity. The record is from RefSeq and is a predicted model, not a curated record. The transcript is spliced from 3 exons.